CAAAAAGAAAAAAAAGAAAAAAAAAACCUAUAACAAAAAAGCAGAAACAUGUACUGCCUGCCGCUGCCAGUGCCUCACUAUUGCAAGCACACGCACCAAUCCCACAACUUUCGCUCCCGAUCCAACCCUAAACCAAUCAAAGCCAUGAGAGCCGUCGUCCAGCGCGUCGCCUCCGCCAGCGUCGAGGUGGAAGGGCGCAUCGUGUCGGAGAUUGGGCCGGGCCUCCUCGUCCUCGUCGGCCUCCACGACUCCGAUUCCACCUCCGACGCCGACUACAUAUGCCGGAAGGUCUUGAAUAUGAGGUUGUUCCCAAAUGAAAGCACCGGCAGAGGAUGGGACCAAAACGUAAUGCAGAGAAACUAUGAAGUCCUACUUGUGAGUCAGUUUACAUUGUACGGAAUCUUGAAGGGCAACAAGCCGGAUUUUCAUGUGGCGAUGCCGCCUCAGAAAGCGAAGCCCUUUUAUGCUUCUGUGGUUGAGAGCUUCAGAAAAUCCUACAAACCAGAUGCAGUCAAAGAUGGUGUGUUUGGAGCAAUGAUGAAGGUUAAUUUGGUGAAUGAUGGACCAGUCACAAUGCAGAUCGACUCACAGUCCCCCAAGAACUCGAAUGAUGUGAGCGAAGAACAAUCAUGAUUUCGUCGAUUGGCUCAAGUGAAGAUUUAGCAAUGGACACAGGAAUUUGAAUAUCUGGGAUGUAACAUUUGACUUUCUUGAUUGAAAUGUUAAUUUUCAGGCAGAAUAUAUGGAUCGAUACAUCAAAAGGUGGCAUUCCUAUUAAUGUUUAUACAUUCUUGGUUUUCUGUU
Malus domestica (apple) is the source of this 804-nucleotide messenger RNA. RefSeq lists its product as uncharacterized. NCBI's taxonomy places the organism in Eukaryota, Viridiplantae, Streptophyta, Magnoliopsida, Rosales, Rosaceae. Gene Ontology annotation, cellular component: cytoplasm. Gene Ontology annotation, molecular function: D-tyrosyl-tRNA(Tyr) deacylase activity. The record is from RefSeq and is a predicted model, not a curated record. Gene Ontology annotation, biological process: tRNA metabolic process.